AUGGAAGCAUUAAAUGCAACCUUCGUACCGGCUUCUGAAGAGAACGAAGUCAUACCUGCUGUUGACAUUGUCCUCGAAAGACAUGAAUUCGUUAUUGACAAUGUUGAUUCAAAUGGACACGUACAAACAUUCUUACGCAAACUUCACGAAAUCAUCAUUAUUAAAGGGGAAAGUACUAAGAAGGUGUUGACAAUAGCUGAAUAUGUAGUAGCAAAGACAGGAGUUUCUAUGAUAAUUAUAGAGGAUAAACAUUCGAAGAACAUUAAAUCAGCUUCUUGUUUAGGGGAAGCACAAAUUCUUGCUGAAAAAUUUGCCGUGGAAGAUGAAAAUACAAGGGGAAAUAACGAUAGAAAAUUUAUUCGCCAUUCGCAUUAUUUCCACUUACGUAGAUUCGACGAUGACCAAGGAAAUGGGUUGAAUACCGGUCUCGACCUCGCAGAACCAGACGGUAGACGGGCAGUUCUUAUGUCAUUGGCAAGAAUUCAACAACUUCGUUUACAACCCACCUCUUCUUCCACCUAA
Funneliformis caledonium is the source of this 522-nucleotide messenger RNA. NCBI's taxonomy places the organism in Eukaryota, Fungi, Glomeromycota, Glomeromycetes, Glomerales, Glomeraceae. The record is from the annotation of a GenBank genome assembly.